Molecule: messenger RNA, 812 nt
Organism: Capsella rubella
Lineage: Eukaryota; Viridiplantae; Streptophyta; Magnoliopsida; Brassicales; Brassicaceae
Exons: 6
Coding region: 263-604 (113 amino acids)
Source: RefSeq, a predicted model, not a curated record
AUUUUUCAUUGACUCAAGAAUCUAAAUCUUUUUUUUUUUCAUUUACAUAUAAAACCUAAAGAGAAAACAACUAAUUCAGUUUUCAAUCCCUCCACCAAAUUUUCUGCUCAUACUUCCCCAUUAAGGGUUUUCCACAAGCUGAUUGAUGAAGAUGUCAAUGAGCAGCUUGUGUGGAAACCUUUGAUGUUUUUGUAUGUGGAUGUGAAUUGGUUGGUAUAAACCGGGUUUAUUCGUAAAGGAAUGAUCAUUCGAUUGAAUAAGAAUGGAGCUUUAUACUGCAAAUUGUCUGUCCAACGAAAACAAACCUACUCUUGAGCUUUCAAAAUUAGUCAAAGAAGAGAAAAGCUCGGUGAAAACGAACACCGAAAACAAUCUUACUGAUCUUGUGAAUCAUGGUGCAAAGAUGUGGCAAGAAAACAGGGAAAAAUGGGUGGGAGACCAAUCUCGACAAAGAGAACACUCUGCAAAGGAUCAGAUCAUAAGCUGGUCUACUACAUAUGAAGAUCUUCUCUCAACUCAUGAACCUUUCUCUGAGUCGAUUCCUUUACCCGAGAUGGUGGACUUUCUGGUCGAUAUUUGGUACGAUGAAGGCCUUUACGAUUAGAAGAAUCUGACAAUGCCACGAACUAGAUUGACAAACAACAACGAAGGAGUGAUUCAUUUGAACUUAAAUCUUAGGGGUUGUGAAACUAUCUCUAUUUGUUAUAUCCAUAUCUCAUGAGAAGAAGACUGUGAUCACUCACAUAGUCUAUCUUUAACAUUUAUAUGAUUGUUUAAAAUGGCCCAAUGGAUUCCAAAUAAGAUUUUGAUUA